AUGAUUCUUAAUGAGUUAGAUAUCUCUAAUAAAUCAGGCAGGUUUGUAGAGUUUGAAGCUGUCAUGUUUAUUGUUUACUCAGCGUGUUUCUUCACAGACAGAAACCUUUUUACUGUCAGAGUGACUGUGGGAACAUGGAGGGAAAUUUCAGAUUCAGAAUCUACAACGGUCUAUAACAGUCUAUAAUAGUUUAUAACAACACGGAGGGCAUUUUCAGAUUUCGAGCUUUAGUCUGAAAAUUUCCUGAAUUUAGAUUUUCAGCAGAAACAGAGAGAAGAAGCAGAAGUGAGGAGAAACUGUCCAUAAACCUUUGGCCGCAGUCUGUUUCUGUGUGUCUAUUUCUUCUCAUGGACACCUCCCCUGUGUGUGUGUGUGUGUGUGUGUGUGUGUGUGUGUGUGUGUGUGUGUGUGUGUGUGUGUGUGUGUGUGUGUGUGUUUAUUUCAUUCUGUACUCUCGGCUGCUCGCUCCUCCUGUUCCAGGCAGGCAGAGGGAUUUCUCUGCCAUCUUAUUGGUCAGCAGAACAAAGCUCCUCCCCCCUCUUCUCGCUCUCUCCCCCUCAUGGCUCCUCCCCCCUCCUCUUUCUCUCUCCCCCUCAUGCAGAGGGAGAUCGAGGGAGGGAGGGAGAGAGAGUGAAAGUGGAGAAGCAGGCAGAGGCAGACUUGUUGCAACAGAUGGCUUUAGCAGCAGCGGCGGUGUCUCGGCGUCUGCUCCGAGGAACUCUGGGACGCCGUUAGACGUUGAUAGAGAGUGAGUGGGGGAGAUAAAGGAAGGAGAGUGGGAGGGUGUAAGAAAGUCAGAGAGCACGAAAAAACGAGUGCGAAGAAAACCUCUCCUCCUCCUUCUUCUUUUCUCUGGGAUCAGGAACUCUUCGUCUCUGCAGACAGGAAGACGUGUCAGACUCAAGUUUAAGUCGCAGCAGCUGAAGGAGAAGAGGACCGUCGUCUGUGCCUUCCUCCUCCUCCUCCUCCUCCUCCUCCUCUUCGUCCAGCAGCAGCAGGGUCAGAGAGGAGGACGACACCUGCCGACAGAGAGGAGGUCCUGAGGGAGGAGGUGCAGCAGCAGCAGGAAGAAGAAGAAGAGGUACAGGACUGACAUUUAUAUAAAGAGUCUACUUCCUUAAACAGAACCACUGUGUGUCUGCUGGAGAGACCGAGCUCAUCAUCCCUGUGAGAGAGAGAGAGAGAGAGAGAGAGAGAGAGAGAGAGAGAAAGAGAGAGAGAGAGAGAGAGAGAGAGUAUGUGAGAGUCUCUUCAGUUCUGCUCUACUUCACUGUGUGUCAGAUUCUGUGGUCAGAACAGCUUUGUCUCCCUCUCUCUCUCUCUCUCUGUCUGUCUGUCUCUCUUUCUCUUUCUCUAUCCCUCUCUCUCUCCCUAUCCCCCCCCCCUCUCUGUUGCUCCACUUUCCCUGCUGUAGUUUGAAGGCUGUGUUACACUUGUUUGCAGCAGUGUGUGUGUGUGUGUGUGUGUAUUUAUUGCUUCCUGCUUGCAGAGCAUGUGGGAGUGUGUUUGAGCUCCGCUGAGGUCAGUCAGAGAGAAAAUAGGAUGAAAAAAAGGAAAAGAGGGAGUAAGUGUUUUCACUGAGCUCUGAUUUUAUAAAAAUCAUAAAUUUAAUAUUCCGUUUUUCCUCCCUCAGAAACACAAAAACACACUUAAACUGGACUGAGAAACCAGAACCAGGUUUCACUCUGUGAGAUCAAGUCUGUUUGUCCUCAGACGACAGGUGACCUGAGAGGACAGGUGAACAACACCGCUUAGAUGUUCACCUGUCCUCUCAGGUCAGUUUUCUGUGUUUUCAGGUUUUUUGAAAUUUCUGGUUCAAACAGUUCUCACCUGUUCGUCUUUGCUUUGAUCGUCCUCUAUCGUCUACCUGAGGGGGGCAGCAGUUCAAACUGGUGUUGACCCCUGUCUCUGAGGGGUCUUUGAGGAUGCUGUAGACUCUAUAGAGGCUGAUGAUGUUCUGGUCUGCGUUACUGACACUUUGGAGGUCUUUUCUGGAGAACCAUCAGGACCUCCAUGGAGCAGCAGGAGAAGGACACCUGCAGCAGGUUCUGUUGUUUUUCUUGAGGAGUCUCUGCUGGACCUUCUCGAUCAUGGCUGUGGUGUUUUUUGUCUUGGUGGUCUUCAGGAGCAGGUUCUUGUCCCUGCACCACUGGGGAUGAUCAAAUUAAUCAAAAUCAAACUUAUUAGUUCUGAAAGUAAAACAUUUAAACUCUGAGCUAAACAACAGAGAGACGAUUUACAGAGAAACUUAAGACUCAGACGGAUCGAUGGAGGUCUAUAUAGGUCUGAAGUUCUCUGUUUAUCUUUAGUCUUCUCUGAUUUUCCUUUGACUCUGAAUUCUCAGUUCUCAGUUCUUGAGUUUCUAAAUGGUCAGUUUACUUAACACUGAAGUCUGGACCUGAAGAUUUUUAUUUCUUAGUGUUGACAACCUCCAUGCUUUUAAAGGUUGACCGUUUAUUUCAAGAGGUGUAAACAGAGCUCAGAUAACGGCUGAUGAGUUUUGAGGUUUUGAAAAUCGUGACAAUAUUGAAGUUUUGGCCCUUAAGAACAGAAUUCAGCCUGAACCUGCAGUUUUUGUUCAGUGUCAUGGAUUAUUAUACUGAGUGUAAUCUGGUGCUGAUUAUGAACUCGGUGAAUAGGAUUAAUUUCAAGUGAGGAAGUGUGAAAAUGAUCUGAUUUUAUAGAGAUGAGCUCUUUACUGCUGGUGUCUCUUUGUUGUCGUAAAUCUUCUUUUGUUGAGACAGUGGAUGAAUAAAUGAAUAAAUGAGUAUGUUAUUUUAUGUGUCAGUCUCUCCUCUGUGUCAUCAAGGAAACGGUGAAUCUUCGGUCUCUAACGGUUGCAGCAGAGAAACAUGAGUUUAACAUACCGCCAUUAAUAAACAGGAAGAAGGUCAAACACACUAUGACAUCAUCUCACACAGUCAGCUGAUCUGCCCCACUGCAAGGUCGCUGCCAUGGCAACACAGCCUGAUGACCUUUGAACCUGCAGCAAACACACACACACUCUCUCUCACUCUCCUAUUUUACACUGAUUCAUUUAGAAGGUUUGAAGUGUGUGCAUGCGUGCGUGCGUGUGUGUGUGUGAAGCAUCAACUGUAUGUAAUUUCCUCUUCUUCAGGAGGGUGAAUGGUGACCUUUGACCCAGCUUCAUCAAACUUUAAAGGGGGUACAGUGCUAGUUCAGGCAGGACACCAAAGUUAAGCUCCGCCCACAGAGCAUCAGCUGAUCUGAACAGCUGACCACUCAGCUGAUUACCUUUUACUGAUCUUUCUGUCUUCACUCAGGUCCUCAGACCAGUCAGACUUAAAUAAUGUGAUUGGUCCUUACGCUCAGUGAGCUGGUUUAUUAUACACCCUCCCCCAUCCUCCCCUUCCUCCUUUGCUGUAGCAUAAUUGAUGUUAUAGAUAAUCGUUACAGACCGCUGCUUCAGAGUGACUGACCUUCAGAGAGAUUGAGAGAAGAGAGAUGGAGAGACACACAGAGAGAGAGAGAGAGAGGUUUAGUUUGAAUGGAGGUCUUUCUGAAAGAAUGAGUAAAAAAGAAAGAGAGACAGAGAGAGAGAGACAGAGAGAGAGGGAGAGAGAGAGAGAAAGACAGAGAAAGAAACAGAGAGAGAGAGAGAGGUUUAGUUUGAAUGGAGGUCUUUCUGAAAGAGUCUCUGCAGAUCGUCUACAGACUAAAGUUUGUUCACAUACAAACAUAAAUUUAUUCAGAAACAUAAAAACUGUGCCCUGCUGUUUAUGAUUCAAAGUCGUUUUUAACAAUCAUCCUGAUCUUUACACUUAACGCAGACUAAUCAUCGACUUGCUUUAAUUGGCAUGUUUGUAUCCCAUCUGCAGCGCAUCCAAUCACAGGUGUGGUUACAGCGAGGAGGCGGGGUUCCCGUCUGUUUCCAUAGUGACCAUAGAGAGGUUGAUAUCCCACUUUGAGGAUCUGUGGACCUCCUGACUCUCUGUCCUCCAGCUGAACUGUCUCCUGUCUCAGAGUCUCAGACCGUCUCCAUUGGUAAAUCUCUGCAGAUCUGAUGAUGACAUACGUCACCAGGGUUUCUCCGUGUUGAUUGGUUAUCCCAACGCCAACAGUGGUUUGAGUUCAGAUAUUUUCAACUGGCAAAGUCAAUGAACACAAUCGCCGUGUUUUAGUAUGUUGUUUCUGUUUCUGCAGUUUGUGUCAGAAUAAAGUGUCAGAAAUGCAGGUCAGGUUUACAGAGUGUGUGUGUGUGUGUGUGUGUGUGUGUGUGUGUGUGUGUGUGUGUGUGCGCGUGUGUGUGUGUGUCCUCUGGGCUCCAUUAACAGUGAAUCAGACGGACAAGACAAGGUAAAAAAGUAAAGACACUUUCAAAUGAGGGUCUUCGGAGUUCUUCAUGUACUGCAGGAUAUACCUGUUGGUAGUUGAGGUGACGGUUACAAUGGCAUCUUCUUCUCAUAUUCUUAGAGACAGAACCAGUCAUGAGACUGAUUCUGUUCAGACCUCACUGAAAAAUUGUUCAUCAGAGUCUCAGUUUCUCUGUUAAUAGUCUCUCUGGUUUCCUGUUGUCUAUACAGUGUCUCAGUUUCUCUGUUAAUAGUCUCUCUGGUUUCCUGUUGUCUAUACAGUGUCUCAGUUUCUCUGUUAAUAGUCACUCUGUUUUCUGUUGUCUAUACAGUGUCUCAGUUUCUCUGUAAAUAGUCACUCUGGUUUCCUGUUGUCUAUACAGAGUCUCAGUUUCUCUGUAAAUAGUCUCUCUGGUUUCCUGUUGUCUAUACAGAGUCUCAGUUUCUCUGUAAAUAGUCUCUCUGGUUUCCUGUUGUCUAUACAGAGUCUCAGUUUCUCUGUUAAUAGUCUCUCUGGUUUCCUGUUGUCUAUACAGAGUCUCAGUUUCUCUGUUGAUAGUCUCUCUAGUUUUCUGUUGUCUUUACUGACCUGGUUUAUUAAUGGCUCAUUUUUAGUCCACAACAAGGAAAUGAGACUACAGUCCCAUAGAGUCUGAAGACUUUGUCCAGUUUCAGGUCCAGGUUCAGGUCCUCAGCUGUGUGUGGUCUUGUUUUCAGUUCCUGGGUCAGACUGACUCUGACCCUCACAAACAGACCACCAGCUCGGCUAAUUGGAGAUGUUGUAUCACUACCUCAUGUCUUUACGCACACACACACAUACACACACACACACACGUUUCCCAGUGGGAAUUGGCAGCGCAGAGCGAAUUGAGAGAGGAGGCAGAAAGUCAUUACUUCUCUGUAUGUGUGUAUGUGUGUGUGUGUGUGUGUGUGUGUGUGUGUGUGUGUGUGUGUGUAAUCCUGCCAUCAGUAUGCUGGUCAUGCUUCUGCAGCAGAGGGAGGAAAUUGAAGAGAAGAAGGAGAAUGGGGGGAUGGGAGGGGGGCACAUGGCGGUCUUUUGAUUACUGUCACUCACUGUGUUCUUGGAUAGAGGAUUCUAUAUCACCACGGUUCUAUACAUUACUGUACUUUUAAUUUUGUUUAUUUUUACUUUGGGUGAAUUGACCCUCUGUUGCAUGUCUUGUUUUGUAACCGUGUUCGUCUGAACAGAAACACAAACAAUCGUGAAGAAACCUUGGUAAUUUUGUCACAGAUAGUCUUUUAAUGAAAGCUGCUAAUGAGGCGGAAAAUCUGUUUUUAACAUUUAACCAGGAAAGACAGUUCUGUAUUUUACUAACAUUGUUUCUGUAUGGACAGGGAAGUAAAUAUCACGUUGACUUGUUUUGAGAUAUUUUCAGUUUCUUUAUAAGUUAUGAAGCAGCUCACAACCAAACCUCUGAACAAUAAUGGAGGUGUGAUAACACCAAAGUUUGAAUUACACUUCCUCUUACAUUUACAGGUAAUAAAUCACCUGAUCACCGACAGACUCCUGCCCAUUUUAUUGAUAACUGUCUCAAUAUGUUUCACUCAUGUCAGUUUACUAUAGAAAACGAUUCCUACAAGUUUGAUUUGGUGCACUUGUUCCUCCAACACAUCGUUCACAUACAGCUUAGUUAGUUCAGUCUGUGGUUCACGGUGUCUGUUAACAUCUCCUCUCUGUCUCUGUGUGUCUGCAGGUCUGAACACAACACCAGACUCUACACACUCCAGGUAACACACUCUCUCUGCUCAUGAUUCAACCACACAGACACACAGACACACACACACACAGAUGUUAAAGUCUCUCUGACUCUUGUCUGUAUGGUCGGCGCUGUAUUUGGCAUUGGUGACGUCUGUCUGUCUCUGAGGUUUGAUCCAGUUGGUGGCGUUUGCUGGAUUGGUGAUUCUUAACUUCUGAGGAAGGGGAAGGGUCGUUACCCUCCUGGCCAAAUGUUACAGUGUGCCUGGCUGUCAGUCAAGUCAGCGGUGCCUCUGAUUGGUUGAUCGUAUAUCCUUUUUGAAGCAGGCUGUAAACCUGUUUACUUUUGCUCCAAAAUCAACUGUUCUGGUUCUGGUUCUGUGUGGACCUGGUUUCUGGUGCUUUUGCACUCAGAGAAGUUAAGUUUCUCGCUCUUCUGUAUUUGUCAGACCCAGGUUGAUGAUUCUGGGUUGAUGUUUCUGGGUUGAUGAUUCUGGGUUGAUGGUUCCUGGUUGAUGAUUCUGGGUUGAGGUCAGAGUGUUUGAGGAUGAUGAUGGUCCAGAACCUUGAGUUAAAUCCUGAAGUCGGAGUCCUGGAUCUGCUGAGGAGAGAAUGAAUUACAAAGGAGACACUACAUGUUGGUGUGUGUGUGUGUGUGUGUGUGUGUGUUUGUUUCCUCAUCCUGACCCACACACACACACACACACACACACACACACACACACACACACACACACACACACACACACACACACACACAUUCCUGAUAAAUGAUGCAGUUUGGAUCCAAACAAUGAACACAUGAAAAACACAUACACACUCACACUCCGGGCCAUCAGUCACUCCUCCUGUUAUUCAAUCAGAUCUGUACAGUGUCUUUAAUCGUCCAACUAAACUUUAAUUAAAGAGGAGGAAGAGCAAGCUGUCUUCUGAUUGGUCACCUCUCCAGAGCCAAGGACAGAGCCCAUGUAGGAGGAGAGGAGAAGGAGAAGGGGAGAAGGGGAGAAGGGGAGAGAGGAGAAGGUAGAGGAGGAGGGAGAAGGGAGAAGGGGAGAGAAUGGAAGACAGAGGAGGAGGAAGAGAAGAGGAGGAGAAGAGGAGUAGAGGAGGAGGAGGAGGCCAGAGAGAGGAGGAGGAGGAGAGGAGGAGGGGAGGAGGAGGAGAAAGAGAGAGGAAAGGGAGGAGGAGAGAAGGAGGGAGAGAGCGAGGAGGAGGAGAGAGAGAGCAGGAGGAGAGAAAGAAGCUUAAUUUUGGUCCUCUCUCUUAUUUAUGUUGGUCUGUUUGUUAAUCUGGUUUGUUUUCAGCUCAGCUUCAGUUUCUGUCAUUUGAAGUUCCUUCCAGCCAUGAUUACCACCAACCUAGAGAGGUGCAGAUAAUAAAAUACUUAUUAGUAUUAUUAUUAUUAUUGUUAUUAUUAAUUUUGCAAACACACAGGAGCACAAACUUCUCCUCACACAUGUAGUCCACUCUUAGACAUCCAUAUCUAGUGUUACGUACAGUUUUAUUUAAUUCUGAUGAUAUUUAGAGGGGAGAGAGAAAGCACACACACACAAACACACACAAACACACACACAAACUGUCUUUCUUUCUUCCUCUCAGGGUUUGUUUGUUUCUCGUCCGUCUCCAUGGUAACCUUUAGUCUCUCUCAGAGUCGAGUCGUUUCCCUAAAAUUAAAAACUCUUUCGCACUCACACAGUUAUGAUGGCGGCUGAAGUCUCAGUAACUCCAUCGCUCUUCUAUCCUCAGAUUAUCCAAAUUCAAUUUUUUGAUUUUUAUUUUCAUAUGAACUCUUUUAUAUCUGGAAAAUAAGAGUUAAACGUUUGAACUGUAAAAAAUAAUUAUGUUAAAGUGAAUCCUCGUGUUCACUAAUAAAGUCGUGAUUGAAUUAAAGUUUAACCUGAUUUACUCUAAUGACAUUAAGACCAGAAUGAGGAGCGGGAGGGUCAGUGAACUAUUUAUUACAAAAAAACAAAAAAAUAAAAAACACAUUUUAUAGAGUCAGAAGAAGAUGACAGGGAAAUAAAAAACUAUAGACAGUGAAACACCUUUAAAAUAAUAAAACAACUUUAAGAUCAUAAAACACCUCAGAAAACAAAACAAGUAAAAGAUAAUGAACACUUUUAAGACACUAAAACUUUUAAAGACUUUAAAUGAAAUCAAAACACUCUAAAGAUUAUAACACACUUUCAGGAUAAUUGAAUACUUUGAAGAUAAUAAAUGAAUUUAAACAGUAUUUAUAUGAAUAUAAAGCAAACAGACGUGACGUGUGGAUAUGGAGGUUCUGAAGGUUCUGGAUCAGGAAACUUCACGUUGGCUCAGUUUAGAGUUUAGUGAUUAAAAAUGAAAGAUUUUAAUCAGAUCAUUUGAACUGAAUAUUUGAUUCUUUCUCUCCAGGAUGGUCAGAAAGUUUGAGUUUUUAAAUUCAAAAAGGUCUGGACAGACAGAGGAGAAGAUGAGAUCCUGCAAAGCAGAACCUCAGAACCUUAAAUCCUCAAAACCUCAGAACCUCAGAACAUGAGUUAAUGUUAGAAACAGAGUUCAGACCUUCACUCUCUGUGCAGCUGUCUCUCUCUCUCUCUCUCUCUCUCUCUCUGUCUCUCUCUCCUCUCUCUCUUUCUCUCUCUCUCUCUCUCUGUCUUGGAGUUAGUGCUGGGUGUGGAAAGUGUGGAGGUGGUGAGUGUGUGAGAGUGUGUUUUCUCUAUAACUUUUUCCACUGUUUCCUACUUUCUGGUCACUGUGCAACCGGUAACCAUCAUUGUGUGAUCGUUAAUGGAGGUUGGGUGGUGAUCGGCGGCCGGCGAGUCGUGUUUCCUAGUGGAGAUGGCGUCCUCCGGGACGGCGUCUUUGUCUUUGAGGCAUGGCGUGUGGGUCCAGCCCAACCUAUAGGUCCCGGUGGAGAUGGUUCUCCUGGCUGCGGGGGACUGCGUGGGACACGCCAACCUCGCCUAUGCCUCCAGGAUAAACAAAGGUGUAGUGGUGUUUGUGAAAGAGGAGAGACUGGUGGCGGAGCUGGUAGCUAGUGGGGUCACCGUGGGCGGUGUUUACCUGCAGGUCUCCCCGCUCGCGGUGCCCUCCACCCGGGUCACAGUCUCCGGUGUUCCGCCGUUUAUUUCCAAUUAGGGUUUUUGAAAAUAAAUGAGUUGCAGCGCUUUGGGAAACUGCAUGCCAGCAGCAUGCUGUGGAUUUCUACAGCAACCUCUUCAUGAGGGAGGACUGUGACCAACAGUGUGAAGAAGAGCUGCUGCAGGGGCUUCCUCAGCUGAGUCCUGAGGAAAGAGCAGUCCUGGACGCUGGAAUUGCCAUGGAGGAACUUACUGCUGCUGUGGGUCAGAUGGCUCCUGGUCGUGCUCCUGGGCUGGAUGGGCUGCCGGCUGAUUUCUUCGAGCACUUCUGGAAGUGUGUUGGUGUCGAUUUGUGGGAGGUGUUGCAGGAGUGUUCCAAGACAGGCCUGUUGCCGGGAUCCUGUAGGUGUGCAGUUCUUUCUCUGUUGCCGAAGAAGGGGGAUCUGACUCUACUCAAGAACUGGAGGCCUGUGGCCCUGCUAUGCACUGAUUACAAAGUUUUCUCUAAGGUGCUGGCUAACAGGCUCAAGGAUUUCCUGGUGCUCAUCAUCCAGAGGGACCAGUCAUAUUGUGUACCUGACAGAUCCAUCAUGGACAAUUUGUUUCUGAUGAGAGACCUGUUGGACAUUUGCAAACUGUACAGUAUUGAUGUUGGUAUCAUAUCCUUAGACCAGGAAAAAGCUUUUGAUAGGGUGGACCAUGGAUUUCUCUUUGCCACUUUAGGGCUUUUGGGUUUGGGGAAAGGUUUAUAUCGCAGGUGGGGCUACUGUAUACGGAUGCUUCCUGUCUGUUGAAAGUGGGGGGUGGGUUGAGACAGGGAUGUCCUAUUUCUGGAAUAUUGUACUCCAUAGUUAUUGAGCCUCUUCUGACCAGGAUAAGAGCCAAGCUGUCAGGUCUCCUGUUGCCAGGGAUGCCUCAGCACCUUUCGCUGGUAGUGUCCGCUUAUGCGGAUGACGUUACAGUCAUUGUGCGGGAUCAGGAGGACGUUGAUUUGCUGAGUUGUAGUCUAAAUCUUUAUAAAAAGAGCUUCUUCAGCAAAAGUUAACCGGGGGAAGAGCGAAGCGUUGCAGGUUGGGCAGUGGGCAGACAGGGACAUUCCAAAGCUGCCAGGAAACCUUGGUUGGGGAAGGCAAGGGUUAAAAAUGUUGGGUGUCUUUUUGGGGACAGAGGAGUUUCAGGCGAAGAAUUGGGAGGGUGUUGUGAAGAGAGUGUUUGCCAGACUGUCUAAAUGGAAAUGGCUGCUACCUUAGCUUUCUUACCGGGGACGAACCCUGAUUGUCAACAACUUGGCUGCCGCGACCCUGUGGCACCGCAUGAUCGUGCUGCCUCAACCCAGGGGCCUGGUGGAAGAACUUCAGAGGGCAGUUGUGGACAUUUUCUGGUCUUGGUUGCACUGGCUGAAAGCAAGGGGGGCAGGGCCUGGUGAACAUUGCAUCCCAGAUCACAGCCUUCAGGCUGCAGACAGCCCAGAAACUGCUGUACAGCUGUGGCCUGCCAUGGACUGACGCCGCCUGCUUGCUGCUGAGGAGAGCUGGACGCCUGGGGUACGACAAACAUCUGUUUCUGCUUCCGCCCGGGUCCACGGAUAUGACCGGUAUACGUUCUAUGACUCAGUCCUGUAGGCGUGGCAGGUUCUCAGGUUCCAGCAGAAGGACGUUGGGACGGUGGGGAUGUGGAUCCUGGAGGAACCUCUGCUUGGUAGCAGUCUCUUUACAUCUCGGGCCCUGUCCUCUGCCAGCCUGAGGUCCAGACUGAGGAAGGGUGGCUGUGUGAAGCUGGGUCACCUCAUAAAGACCUCCAUUGGCCCAUCUGUCUGAGCUGCUGAACAUCAAGUCCAGGAGGCUGCUGCUGAGGCUGGUGGAGGAGGUCCGGACGUCGCUGCCAGGAGCCCUCAGAGCUUUUUCUGAAGACAGGGCUGUGCUGGAUCAAUGGGAGGAUGGAGCUGGGUAUCCUUUUCCUUCUCUGACAAUCUUUCCUGCUGGGGGUCAGUGGCAGGACGAGGGGGACGUCCUGCUGUCCUUUCAGACCCCAGUGCUGGGUUAUCUGGAGACCCUGGGGAAGAAGGGGGGGGGGGGGGGUACUGAGGAUAUGGUGCUGAUGGUGACUGGGAUGCAGAGUGGAGUUCUAGUUUUACAGACUGAUUAA
This is a messenger RNA of Xyrichtys novacula (pearly razorfish), 11237 nucleotides long. The record is from the annotation of a GenBank genome assembly. NCBI's taxonomy places the organism in Eukaryota, Metazoa, Chordata, Actinopteri, Labriformes, Labridae.